UCUAUUCCGGGGGCGGAUCCAAAAUGGCGGCGGUGGCAGCACAGCUACACAGUGAAUGAAGUCAGCUGAUCUCGAUCUGCUGUCACGAAGCACAGCCAGCAUCGUUUGCUCAACAAGGAACUCAAAUAAAGAACCUCUUCCCAACCUGACGUCAGAAGGUUAAAUCCACUCAAGAUGAACACGUCCAAGCUGCCCAAGAUCCGGGAUGAGGACCGAGAGAGCCAGUUUGGAUACGUGCAUGGAGUCUCCGGACCAGUGGUGACGGCGACCGCCAUGGCGGGGGCAGCCAUGUACGAGCUGGUGCGUGUGGGCCACAGCGAGCUGGUGGGGGAGAUUAUCAGACUGGAAGGAGACAUGGCCACCAUUCAGGUCUACGAGGAGACUUCUGGCGUGUCUGUCGGAGACCCAGUGCUUCGUACGGGGAAACCUCUCUCUGUAGAGCUGGGCCCGGGAAUCAUGGGCUCCAUCUUUGACGGUAUCCAGCGACCCUUGAAGGACAUCAACGACCUCACGCAAAGCAUCUACAUCCCGAGGGGCGUCAACAUCGGGGCCCUCAACCGAGACCUGAAAUGGGAGUUUUGUCCUAGCAAGAGUCUGCGGGUUGGCAGUCACAUCACAGGUGGAGAUAUUUAUGGGAUGGUGUACGAGAACUCUCUCAUCAGGCACAAGAUCAUGCUGCCGCCCAAGAACAGAGGCACUGUCACUUACGUGGCCCCCCCCGGAAACUACGACAUCAGCGAUGUCGUGAUGGAGCUGGAGUUCGAGGGCGUGAAGGAGAAGUUCACCAUGGUGCAAGUGUGGCCCGUCAGACAAGUGCGGCCCGUCACGGAGAAGCUGCCCGCCAAUCACCCGCUGCUGACCGGACAAAGAGUCCUGGAUGCCCUUUUCCCGUGUGUGCAAGGAGGAACCACCGCUAUCCCGGGAGCUUUCGGCUGCGGGAAGACCGUCAUCUCCCAGUCGCUGUCCAAGUACUCCAACAGUGACGUCAUCGUGUACGUUGGAUGUGGGGAGCGUGGUAACGAGAUGUCUGAAGUGCUGCGAGACUUCCCUGAGCUGACCAUGGAGGUGGACGGCAAGACGGAGAGCAUCAUGAAGAGAACGGCGCUGGUGGCCAACACCUCCAACAUGCCCGUAGCUGCCCGAGAAGCCUCCAUCUACACGGGAAUCACGCUCUCGGAGUAUUUCCGAGACAUGGGAUACAACGUCAGCAUGAUGGCCGACUCCACCUCCCGUUGGGCUGAAGCUCUCAGGGAAAUUUCAGGACGUCUGGCUGAGAUGCCUGCAGACAGUGGCUACCCCGCCUACCUGGGCGCCCGUCUGGCUUCCUUCUACGAGCGCGCCGGGAGAGUGAAGUGUCUGGGCAACCCUGAGAGGGAGGGCAGCGUCAGCAUCGUUGGAGCUGUAUCUCCCCCUGGUGGUGACUUCUCUGACCCGGUUACUUCAGCCACGCUCGGUAUCGUCCAGGUGUUCUGGGGUCUGGAUAAGAAGCUGGCUCAGCGGAAACACUUCCCCUCGGUCAACUGGCUCAUCAGCUAUAGCAAGUACACCCGCGCCCUCGACGAGUACUACGACAAACAUUUCACAGAGUUUGUGCCGCUGCGCACCAAGGCCAAAGAGAUCCUGCAGGAAGAGGAGGACCUGGCUGAGAUCGUGCAGCUUGUCGGAAAGGCAUCAUUGGCGGAGACAGACAAGAUCACCCUGGAAGUAGCCAAACUCAUUAAAGACGACUUCCUGCAGCAGAACGGCUACACGCCUUAUGACAGAUUCUGCCCCUUCUACAAGACUGUGGGCAUCCUCUCGAACAUGAUCGCCUUCUACGACAUGGCGCGCCAUGCGGUGGAGACCACGGCGCAGAGCGACAACAAGAUCACCUGGGCCAUGAUCAGGGAGCACAUGGGGGAAAUCCUCUACAGGAUCAGCUCCAUGAAAUUCAAGGACCCAGUGAAGGACGGCGAGGCCAAGAUCAAGGGCGAGUACGCGCAGCUGCUGGAGGACAUGCAGAACGCCUUCCGCACGCUGGAGGAAUAGACGUUCCUUUUUGUUUUUUCGUUGUCUCCGAUCCAUCACAUUCCGCCUUUUGUGCUUCCUCGUGCUUCAUUGUGAGAGAUGGCGUGUGUGUGUGUGUGUGUGUGUGUGUGUGUGUGUGUGUGUGUGUGUGUGUGUGUGUGUGGAGGUUCAGGAGAAAGAUGUACUGUAUUUGUUAUUUGAUGCCCUCAUGUUGUGGCGCACUCUGGAUCCUCUACUUGGUGGUGAUUGUGACGUCAUCCACGUACCGUCUGUCUGUACAGAAGAAGAGUCAUGAGAUUAUGAGUAUUUAUUGCAACAUUUUGACGUCUGAUUUUAUGCUUCUGCUUGUAUUUGUGUUGUGUACUUUUGCCGCGUGGCAGUGUACAAGUCGGACUGCGACACCCAGUCGUCAAGUGGCUCCCAAAGAAUUAAAAGAGUGGGGGAGACACAAAAAAAGACACGUGUCUAU
Doryrhamphus excisus (bluestripe pipefish) is the source of this 2476-nucleotide messenger RNA. It is a transcript of the gene atp6v1ab, whose product is annotated as ATPase H+ transporting V1 subunit Ab. Lineage: Eukaryota; Metazoa; Chordata; Actinopteri; Syngnathiformes; Syngnathidae. Gene Ontology annotation, cellular component: lysosomal membrane; proton-transporting V-type ATPase, V1 domain. The record is from RefSeq and is a predicted model, not a curated record. Gene Ontology annotation, molecular function: ATP hydrolysis activity; ATP binding; proton-transporting ATPase activity, rotational mechanism. Gene Ontology annotation, biological process: ATP metabolic process; proton transmembrane transport.